Messenger RNA from Taeniopygia guttata (zebra finch), 2434 nucleotides. It is a transcript of the gene SLC29A4, whose product is annotated as solute carrier family 29 member 4. NCBI's taxonomy places the organism in Eukaryota, Metazoa, Chordata, Aves, Passeriformes, Estrildidae. Gene Ontology annotation, molecular function: monoamine transmembrane transporter activity; nucleoside transmembrane transporter activity. Gene Ontology annotation, cellular component: plasma membrane. The record is from RefSeq and is a predicted model, not a curated record. Gene Ontology annotation, biological process: nucleoside transmembrane transport.
CGGCGGCCGCCGGGGCUGAACGGGGCGGGCCAGCGCCGGUGCCGCAGAGCCGCCGCGGCGGAGAGAGGGUGGCGGGAUGGGCUCGGUGGGAGCCGAGCGCUUCAAGGAGCUGAGCCCGGCGGUGACACCCGAGGGGAACGUGGUGAUGAGCUUCAGCUUCGACAGCUACCAGCUGGAGGAGGACGAGCUGCAGCGGGGCAGCCAGGCCAAGGCUGUCCUCACCUUCAUGGAGCCAGUUUCUGAGGACCCUGAGCCUCAGGAUCGAUACCAUGGGAUUUAUUUUGCCAUGCUGCUGGCUGGGGUGGGAUUUCUCCUGCCCUACAACAGCUUUAUCACCGAUGUGGAUUACCUGCACCAUAAAUACCCAGGGACCUCUAUUGUCUUUGACAUGAGCCUCACCUACAUCCUGGUGGCCUUGGUGGCCGUCAUCCUCAACAACGCGCUGGUGGAGCUGCUGAGCUUGCACACCCGGAUCUCCGUGGGCUACCUCUUUGCCCUGGGGCCCCUGCUCUUCGUCAGCAUCUGUGACGUGUGGCUGGAGCUGUUCAGCCGCAGACAAGCCUACGCCAUCAACCUGGUGGCUGUGGGGGUGGUGGCCUUUGGCUGCACAGUGCAGCAAUCCAGCUUCUAUGGCUACACGGGGCUGCUGCCCAAGCGCUACACGCAGGGAGUGAUGACGGGCGAGAGCACCGCCGGGGUCAUCAUCUCGCUCAGCCGCAUCUUCACCAAGCUGCUGCUGUCGGACGAGAAGGAGAACACCGUCAUCUUCUUCUUCAUCUCCAUCGGCAUGGAGCUGACGUGCUUCAUCCUCCACCUCCUGGUGAAGCGCACCCGCUUCGUGCGCUACUACACCGACUGCUCCCGCAGGGGCCUCCCGGAGAGCCGCGGGGCCGGCGAGCCCGGCACCGGCUACCGCGUCCACCACGACGUCACCUCUGAGGACGUGCGAUUCGAAAACCGGGAGCAGGGGCAGCCGAGCUCCCCCCGGGGCAGCCCCGGCCCCGAAGCUGAGCUGGCUGGGAGUGGCACCUACAUGCGCUUCGACGUCCCUCGGCCCAAGGUCAAGAGAAGCUGGCCCAGCUUCCGAGACAUGCUGCUCUACCGCUACGUCGUGUCCCGCCUCAUCUGGGCCUACAUGCUCUCCAUCGCCAUGACCUACUUCAUCACGCUGUGCCUCUUCCCUGGGCUGGAGUCGGAGAUCCACAACUGCACGCUGGGGGAAUGGCUCCCCAUCCUCAUCAUGGCCAUCUUCAACCUCUCGGACUUUGUUGGCAAGAUCCUGGCUGCUCUGCCUUAUGACUGGAGAGGGACUCACCUCCUCGUCUACUCCUGCCUCCGUGUGGUCUUCAUCCCCCUCUUCAUCAUGUGUGUCUACCCCAAUGGGCAGCCCACCUUCGGCCACCCCGCCUGGCCCUGCAUCUUCUCCCUCCUCAUGGGCAUCACCAACGGCUACUUCGGCAGCGUGCCCAUGAUCCUGGCCGCAGGCAAAGUGAGCCCGGAGCAGCGGGAGCUGGCAGGGAACACCAUGACCGUGUCCUACAUGACGGGCUUGACGCUGGGCUCGGCCGUGGCGUAUUUUGCCUACAGCCUCACCAGUACCUCCCACAGCAGCUGCUUCUACACCGAGACCUCCAACGGCUCCUUCACCUCGGGGUACUGAGCCCUGGGGUGGGCAAUGGGGACAGGAUGGCACCUGCUUCCCACCAUGGUCCCCAGCGCCCCACGUUCCUCCUCAAGGAGGGAGCCUGGAGCCCAAAAGCCACCCCAGCACGGACAGGGACCGGUAUCCUGUUGGCACAGGGCUGUGGCAUUCCCAAACGGCCUGUGCUGCCCAGCCAGGCACUGCGCAGGGCCACUGCUUGGGGUGACACUCCUCCCACCCCAGGGGACAGUUCUUGUUGCUUUUGGGGGUUUCCCCAUCAGCAAUCUCCAGUGAAGGCUGGGGAUCUUCUGUUUGCACCAAGCCAUUGACAGGAGGAAGAAAAUACUGCCAAAUCCCAAAGGGAAUAGGACCAGCACUAGGGAGGAGGGUGAUGGAGGGCUGGUGAGGAAGAAGAGGAGCAAGAGAGGAAAGAAACACUCCUUCAGUCCCCCGUGGCUCUGGGAAGGUGGGUCUUGACUUCCAUUGAUGGUGCUGCAGGUUUCCAACAGGAAUGGCUUGAAACCACAGUCCCUCCCUAAAUAUGUGAAUCAUAUGGUUGGGGAAAAGUUUUAUUUUAAAUUGUAUCUGGUUUUAACUCCCGUUAACUGCAACAGAGGCAGGGUCUUGCCUCCCCCCACCCCACACUGUGAAUCUGCUCCUUUGCAAGGGGAAGAGGGGGGGUCCCAAGGCUACAGCACUGCCAGUGCCACCUGCAGGCCACUGCUGAGCUUCAAGAUUUAUUGCACAGGAUGUAAGUGAAGCUGAUUAAAUAAUUAAAUGUCUUUGCAACAA